Molecule: messenger RNA, 397 nt
Organism: Colias croceus (clouded yellow)
Lineage: Eukaryota; Metazoa; Arthropoda; Insecta; Lepidoptera; Pieridae
Exons: 4
Coding region: 1-342 (113 amino acids)
Source: RefSeq, a predicted model, not a curated record
AUGUCUGAGCUUGACAAUUCAGAUAUUCCUGUAAAUCUGCGAAGAACGAGAAAAAUAAAGUCAGCAUACAGGAUCCGUCAUUCCAGCGAAUCGACGUCUUCCUCUGAAAUGUCUUCAUCAUCAGCUAGUUCAGAUUAUGAGAAGAACCCUGGAAACCCAUACACACUUCAUAAGGACAAGUAUAAACAAAACUGGAUGUGGAACCAUAAGAUGGACGGUGACCACAUGAACGUCAACCCUUACGCGCCAAUUUUCAGUAAUUAUGGACCAUCCGGCACUGCGUUGUUCUUUGGAAGAAAAUGGUGGUAUUUUAAUCAGGAUGACUUCAAACCGUUAGAAUAAAAUCAAGUAUCAAACUCAAGUAAUCUAAAAAUAAAACAGCAGUUCAUCAACCGUA